UGUUUAAUUAACAAAGUUCGGGAGGAGACGGAGCAUAUAAUCAGCCCGGCUGGUCUACCAUCAGCAAUCACCGCAUCUACCCUAUCAGCUCAAGCAAGCACUCUUAUAAAUAGGAAAACCAUCUUACCUGCUCUAUCUCUUAAGAUUAAGCAUCAACUCUCAGUUCGACGCUAUGUCCGAGACCCCCGUUAUCUACGAUGUAUAUGCCAGCAAUCUUCCAGCGCCGCCGAGCGCUUCCCAUCUUUCCAGCUCAGGUUCGGAAUCUUUAAUCGAUUCCCCGGCUUCAUCACGGGGCCGCCAGCUCUGCCGUUCUGCACCUCGAAUGGCUAAAUCCAGAGGUGGCACUUCAUCACCUGGCCCAAAGAGACUUCCACCUCCUUCUCCGGCUUCUUCUUACACCUCUACUCACAACACGAUCCCCGCCAUCCAGAAAUGGACUGUCCAGGGCCUACGACUGGCUCUUUCCAACGCGGACGUCCAAUUCCACAGGCGGAUGACCAAGGUGGAGCUUUACUGCCUCUACGCCUCUUCCCUGGCGGAUACCGCCGCACCGAAGUCCGCUCCGCAAGAAACCACCAACAAGCCGGGCGCGGCUCGUGGUUCUCCUUAUUCCCGGCCCGGGCAAUCCAUUUCCACAGCUCAUCGUGGCCGCCCGCUGGCAAGCCGGCACAGCAGGAUUUUGGUGAGCGCGGGUACCGCCACGGAUUUCCCGGACGCCAUGAAUCCAUCGAUCGAGGGCUUCCAGCAACUCGUCCCUCUCGCCGUAGGCCAGCUUCUUCCUCCAGCCAACACCCCGCCAGCAGUCAACACCGCGGGUCAUCUACGAAACAUUAGCUUUCCAGCACCUGGUGCUCCGGUGCUUUCUCACCCAUUCCCAUUCCCCGCCCCUGGCUCUUGGCCCACGGCACCUCCAUCGACCACUAGCGCGAGGCUGCCUCAGCUAGCGAUGCAGGCGCCGGUCCUCGGCCAUUUCCCAGUCACCCCAGCAGCCGCUGCUAGCGCGAGCAUGACUCCGCUAGCCGCUCAGGCGGCCGCCAUCCCCCCCCUUUUCUCUUUUCCGCAGAACCGAUCGAACUUCUCUUUGGCCACGGCGACAGCAAUGCCAGUACCGUUCAACGCACCAGCCUUGGAACCGCCUCCAGUUUCGGGGAACAUCAGAUCUCAGAUCUUGACAGAAGUUCAGGCUGCUGGCGUCCGAAGCAGAUCCCUUGCCAACACCGGUACCUCCCUAUUCGGAGCUGAUAUUCUUGUAAACCACCCCCUAAAAACCCUCCUCGAUGCCUCUCUUAACUCCAUCACCCAAGCCGUCUCCCUUAGGACCCUACAAUCUUAUCUCACUGCAUGGAAAAGCUUCAAGUCUUUUCACCAGGCGUUCAGCAUUCCCUUUCCCUAUUUUUCUGUCCUCACCAUCACCUCCUACAUUUCCUUCCUAAACUCUUCAAAGAAUCUCCAAGCCAGCUCAAUUAAAGGUUACAUGAGUGGAGUCCAGUUCUUCCACAAGCUCAUAUUCAACUCUCCAUCUGCAGCCAUAGCCAGCUCCCAAACUUCUAUGCUCAUCAAGGGCAUUCAAAGAACCCUGCCCGCUCACCCAGACGCCAGGCAACCUAUAACCCUGGAUAUACUGACCAGAUGCAUUUCUACCCUCCAUAAAGGAUAUCAUUCCAAGCACGUCGAUCGCACACUCGACACCAUGUUUAUCCUAGCAUUCUUCGGCUUUCUAAGAUGUUCGGAAAUUUCUAUCACAUCCAUCUUUAACCCGCUAAUCCAUCCAACGGUAUCGGACCUGUCAGUACUCGAUUCAGAGACGAUGUCAUUCUCAAUUACAAAGCAAGACGGACCAAACCAGGAGAGGACAUUUCAUCUACAUAUUCAACCUCCAGUCACCAAUUCAACCUUAUCAGACCCUCCUAGCCUACCUUCACUUCAGGAAAUCCCAAACCAAAACCACUUAUUGGAUCCUCUCUUCGUCGACGAAUCCAACCGCCCAGCUACACGCUUCUGGUUCCAAAAGCACCUCAAAGCCGUCCUGCUCCUGUCCGGCAUCCCCGCAGACCACUUUUCCGGCCACUCCUUCCGCAUAGGCGCAGCAACCACAGCCGCCCAAAAAGGCCCUCUCGCAGUCUCAAAUUCAAGCACUAGGGCGCUGGACAUCGGAAGCUUUCAAGAGCUACAUCAGACCGCGCCCGCAGGGGCUAGCGCCCACGUCUCGGGCUCUGCCGCAGCAGACUCUACAGCAGAAGCCAACAGCGCAGCAGCGACCGCCUCGGCAGAGGCCUGCGCUUCCAUCGCAACAAUAGCAAUCAGCAUCUUCAAAGCCACAUCAGCAGAGGCCAGCACUUCUUCUCAAUGUAGAAACCAGCAUAGCCGCAGCGACCCCUCAGCAGAGGUCAGCACUUCCAUCUCAAGCGUAGACACCAGCAUCACGGCAAGCAACUGUCUCAGCAGAGGCCAGCACUUCCAUCCCAAGCUGGAAGUACAUAGCCGCAGCGACCGCCACAGCAGAGGUCAGCACUUCCAUCCCAAGCGUGGAAAGCCAGCAUCGCCACAGCGACUACCUAGUGGCAAGCAGCCACCAGCUUUUCCAUUUCAAGCAUGGAAGCAAGCGCCGCGACAAGAAGCAUCCGAAGAAGCCCGAGCUUCCAUCUACAAGCGCUGA
Triplophysa rosa is the source of this 2656-nucleotide messenger RNA. RefSeq lists its product as uncharacterized. Gene Ontology annotation, molecular function: DNA binding. The transcript has 3 exons. The record is from RefSeq and is a predicted model, not a curated record. The coding region runs from base 173 to 2656 and encodes 827 amino acids. NCBI's taxonomy places the organism in Eukaryota, Metazoa, Chordata, Actinopteri, Cypriniformes, Nemacheilidae. Gene Ontology annotation, biological process: DNA integration; DNA recombination.